AAGUAAACGCCGUCUAUAUAAUCUUAUUCAUUCUCCAGCAAAAUUCGUCAACAAGGUCGGUUAGAUUUCAUCGACGAAGAAACGCCUUUUGAUUUUUGUCUCCGUAAGAAAGAGUUUCCUGAUCAUGGCCGAUGGAGAUUUGACUCAGCAGCAGCAGCAGAUACAAGAACCAUUGUUGACACGGGAGGUGGAAGAGACGUUGAAGCAUCUGGAGUUCGUGCAAGUGGCUGCACUGCAAACGAUUAUUUACUUGUCUCAUCUUUACGGUUUGGCCAAGGAGAAGUCAGGUCCUUUGAAGCUUGGCGUUGAGACCGUCGAGGGCACAGUCAAAAGUGUCGUCGGACCCGUGUAUGACAAAUACCAUGAUGUUCCUAUUGAGGUCCUCAAGUAUGUUGAUCGUAAGGUGGGUGAAUCACUAACUCAAUGGGACCGUCGUGUGCCCCCAGUCAUCAAGCAAGUCUCAGCUCAAGCCUUCUCGGCAGCUCAAAGGGCUCCAACCGUAGCUUGCAAUGUAGCUUCUGAGGUCCAGCGUACCAGUGUGAAAGAUACUGCCACCAGACUAGCAAAAAAAGUGUACUCAGAAUAUGAGCCCGCUGCGAAGGAGUUCUACAAUAAGUACGAGCCUAAGGCUGAGCAGAGUGCCGUAUCUGCCUGGCGCAAGCUAAAUCAGCUCCCGCUGUUCCCUCAGGUGGCUCAGGUUGUUCUACCAACUGCAGCAUAUUUUACUGAGAAAUAUAACCAAACUGUGGAUAGCACUGCCAAGGAAGGAUACAGAGUUUCUUCAUAUCUUCCUUUGGUGCCUAUUGAGAAGAUUGCCAAGGUGUUCCAUGAGAAAGAGGUUGAACCACAGCCUUUGAAAGCCAACUGAGACCUCCUCAAGUGUAUUGUUGGUUCUUUUGGUGUAGACUGUCUGAACAUUGGGACAAGAAAUCAUGUUUUCAUAUUCCAUGUAUGUCUUGUGGUUUUAUGGUGUUUCUUCCUCCUGUUCAUGUUUUCAUAUUAUGGUGAUUGAAUAUCUAUUCUGUGUUAUGCUCUGUUUGUUUCAUGUAAGUUCAAGUUUUAGUUUUGUAAACCAUAUAUUAUUGAAUAAUUACUAUUUCCCUUUUAUAUUAUCCAACA
Tripterygium wilfordii is the source of this 1119-nucleotide messenger RNA. Its product is annotated as REF/SRPP-like protein At3g05500. The transcript is spliced from 3 exons. NCBI's taxonomy places the organism in Eukaryota, Viridiplantae, Streptophyta, Magnoliopsida, Celastrales, Celastraceae. The record is from RefSeq and is a predicted model, not a curated record. The coding region runs from base 125 to 868 and encodes 247 amino acids.